GCGACAUUAUUGUUAACGACAACCGUAUUCACAACUAGCACUUCCGAGCAUGUCGCGAAAUCAUAUUCGGUUCUUCGCAAGGACGGUUCUUGUCAAUAAUAAUGAUAUUGACAAAGCUCACGGGGUUCUUAACAGGAUCCUGAGAAAUGAAAAGUUUUACGAAAAUGUUCGACGAAAAGAAUAUUAUGAGAAGCCAACAGAAGCUCGCCGCCGACUGAGUUUUGAGAGGUGUAAAAGGAUAUACAAUUCAGAGAUGCAAAGAAAGAUAGCCUUUGUUAUGAGAAAAAACAGGGUUGACCCAUGGGUGAGGUAGCAAGAUCAAGUCAGCAUACCUGGAUCAAGUGUGAAGAAAAGUAUGACUGAAACAAUUUCUAAUGGACUGAUGUUUAUAGUAACUUUUGAAGGAGUUCAUCAUGCUGUGUGUGUAGGUGGUCAUCAAGGAGAUUCGUCCAAUCAAGAGGAAAUGUCCUCACACUAAACAUAUGCUAAAAUGUACAUGUAGCUAUUAAACUUCGUCACAAACAUA
Messenger RNA from Haliotis rubra (blacklip abalone), 526 nucleotides. Its product is annotated as 28S ribosomal protein S21, mitochondrial-like. Gene Ontology annotation, cellular component: ribosome. Bases 50 to 313 code for a protein of 87 amino acids. Gene Ontology annotation, molecular function: structural constituent of ribosome. The record is from RefSeq and is a predicted model, not a curated record. Gene Ontology annotation, biological process: translation. NCBI's taxonomy places the organism in Eukaryota, Metazoa, Mollusca, Gastropoda, Lepetellida, Haliotidae. The transcript is spliced from 2 exons.